UGUAGGCGUGAAUGUGAUGAACUUAAUAUUUCAUUCAUGUUUUGUUUAAAACUUAUUUUGAAAUUUCAAUUUGUUCAUUAUAUUAUCAUUACAGUUGUAUUAUAGCCUAUAGGUAAGGUAAAUCUAAGUGGCAUUAAGCGGAUGAUAGGUACUGAAGACUGAAAAUAAAGAGGGUGUAAAACUACCACACGAACUAUGAAGCAAGAAGCACUAGCGAUGCAGAGAGAACUGGACGGUCGGGACCAACUAUUUGUGGAUGUAGGUUCGGAGGGCUCGAUGCCGUCGGACGCGGCGCUGGGCGCGCUGCUGGAGGACGGCUCGCCCGCCGCCGACGCCGAGGGCCGCGUGCGCCGCCUGGCCGAGCGCCUGGCGCGCCUCGACGCGCUCAACGUGGCCGGCAUGCUGGCCGCCGCCAGCGAGGGCGACGGCGCCGGCGUGCGGCUGGCGACACGGCUGGACGCGGGGCUGGCGGCGGGCGCGGGGCUGGCGGCGCGGCUGCGGCGCUGCGAGGCCGUGGUGCGCGCCGCGCCCGACGCCGCCCACGCGCGCUUCGGCGCCGCGCGCACCGACGCCAACGCGCGCGCGCUGCUGGCCGAGCUCGAGGAGCUGUACUCGUGGCUCGACGCGCCGCCGCUGCGCGACCUCGACUCCAUCUCCGAGAUCUCGCUGGCGUCGGCGGAGGGCCGCGCGCGCGCGCUGGCGGCCGGCGCGGCGCUGCAGGGCGCGCUGCGNCAGUGGAACGUGGGCGCCUUGAGCGCGACGCACCCGUUCGUCAUCACGUGCUCCUGCAACACUAACCGGAGUUUGAUUCGGCUCGGGGAGCGCCGCCUCAUCAAUCCCCAAANGGCGGGCGCGGAGGGCGAGGCGCGGUGGGCGCGCGCGGCGCUGGCGGGCGGCGCGGUGGCGGCCAAGCGGCAGGCGGACCGCGCCGUGGCCGAGCGCCUGGCCGCGCUGCCCGACGCCGUCAAGCAGGCGGCCCGCCGGCCCAAGUGCGGCCUGCUGUCGUUCCUGAGGGACUUCGAGGAGCUGAGCGGCGCCUGCGAGGCGAUAUUCUCGGGCGGGCGGCGCGCGGACCUGGACCGCUGGUACGUGUCGCUGGCGGGCGCCAUGCUGCACGCCAUCCAGCACGCCGAGCACCCGCGCACGCCGCGCGCCGUGCUGCACAUGGAGAACUACCACCGGCUGCACGGCAUCCUGUCGCUGCUGCGCGCGGCGGCGCUGGAGUCGCUGCGGCGCGAGAGCCGCGCGCGCUACUCGGCCGCGCUCAAGGCCUACGUCACGCAGUACUUCGGCCGCCCGCUCGAGAAACUUACGCAGUUCUUCGAGGGCGUGGCGGAGGCGGUGGCGGGCGGCGUGCGCGAGGACGAGGUGUGCUACCGCGCCGCCUUCAGCAAGCACGAGCUGCGCCGCCUGCUGGCCAUGUACCCCGCGCCCGAAGUGCGCAAGUCGCUGCACCGGCUGUACCGCACGGUGGAGAAGCACCUGAGCGAGGAGGGCGGGCUGCUGCAGGUGGUGUGGCGCGCCAUGCAGGAGGAGUUCCUCGCGCAGCACCUCGCGCUGCAGUCUCGCAUCGCCACGUGCUACGCGGGCGCGGGGCUGGCCAUGCCGCUGACGACGCAGGACAUCCUGGACGCCUUCUCCGACAUCGCACGCGAGCACUGAGCCGCGCGACCGCGAGGCCCGAGCGUUCCGCGUCUCCUGAUGUUUCGAGACGCCCGGUGCUUAAUUCUAUUACAAAAGGAACGUGUGAAAGCAAAAUUGGGAAUAUUUACAUAACGGCUACGCUUCGAGAUACCCGUGAGAGCGCUCUGCGCGUUUCGAAUGUAUCUAUGUAUUACUUGUAGAAAAAAUCUGACUAUUCUAACAUGGCCAGAAUAGGUUUAAGUUAUUUAUGGUCAUUUUUAAAUAGAUAAUUGCAAUCAAAUCCAUUGAAAAAUCAUUCUAAAUUCUAAAUGUAUAUUAUGUAUAUGGGUAUUAUUAUGGGUUCUUUAAUAAACCUUUCUGUGGCCUACUGACCUAUAAAUAGACUGAAAUUAUUUAUAACAAGUUUAUUUCUACCGGACUGUGUCAGAAGGAGGGUUAUUACUUAAGUAAGUGCUAGAAUGAAAUUGUAUAUAAAAUGGAUGUACAUAUAUUAUUGCACUGUUAUUCUUUGUAUUGAAAUAAAAACUAUUUCUGUAA
This is a messenger RNA of Ostrinia furnacalis (Asian corn borer), 2181 nucleotides long. Its product is annotated as exocyst complex component Sec3. Gene Ontology annotation, cellular component: exocyst; plasma membrane. The transcript has 10 exons. Bases 196 to 1662 code for a protein of 488 amino acids. The record is from RefSeq and is a predicted model, not a curated record. Gene Ontology annotation, molecular function: phosphatidylinositol-4,5-bisphosphate binding. Gene Ontology annotation, biological process: exocytosis; Golgi to plasma membrane transport. NCBI's taxonomy places the organism in Eukaryota, Metazoa, Arthropoda, Insecta, Lepidoptera, Crambidae.